AUGGUGAAGUAUAUCGGCGAAGGAGCUGGGCCUGGACUGGUAGUCAGCUGUAUUGUCCCGUUGGUGGUUACCUGGUUCUUCUUCUGCAUGCGGAUAUAUGUGCGAUGGAUAAUGUUGAAGAUGUGGAAGGUCGAAGACUGGCUCUUCGUUGCCAGCCAGAUCACAUAUACAGUUCUUGUCCUUUCGGCAUUACUGUCAGCACUGCACGGAAACGGCCAACAUCUAGCAAACAUCGAACCCACCGAUAUCCCAAUUGCCAUGCAGUUCUUCUUCGUCGGUGAAAUCUUCUACACCCUCACAACAAUCUUCAUCCGCCUCUCAAUCGGCUUCUACCUCCUGCGAAUCUGCAUCCGGAAACUGCACCUCUGGAUCAUCAAGAUCACCAUGGCCACCAUCACUUUCCUCACACUCGUCUACUUCAUCUUCGUCAUCGUGCAAUGCAAUCCGGUCAGCUAUUUCUGGCUGCAGUUCUCCGGACAAAUUGGGAAAUGUUUCCCCGCUACCACGGUACAGAACAUAACGAUCUCGUACGCUGUCUUCGCUGCCAUCACCGAUCUAAUUUUUGGCGUCCUGCCGAUUUUCGUCAUCUGGAAUCUGAAGAUGAAUCGUAAAGCCAAGAUGGUUGUUGGGGCCCUGCUCGCUUUGGGUAUCAUCGCGGGCUUCACAGUGAUCAUUAGGAUCGAGUAUGUGCGUCUGGUCAACUUAACCAUUGACUUCCUCUUCGCAGUCUCGAACGUGUCCAUCUGGUCUAUGAUCGAGCCGGCAAUCGGGAUCUGCUGCAUGGCCGCCUCGACCUUCAGACCUCUCUUCUCUUCUCUGAAGGAUAAAUCAGCAACCGACUACUAUCAGUCCAACUUGAGGUUUGGCCAUAUGAGAUCAGGCACCAACUUCUCUCGGGUUCACGGGGAGAACAAGAAGUUCAGGUUGAGUAGGAGUAUGAGGAGCGGGAGCAAGAGCGGGUAUCUGAAGAGCGUGGAUGUGAAGGAUGGGUCGGUCGACAGCUUUGAGGAUGUGAUCGCAAUGGAAAAUUUGGAGAACAGAGUUGAAGGUGGAUAG
Molecule: messenger RNA, 1056 nt
Organism: Hyaloscypha bicolor E
Lineage: Eukaryota; Fungi; Ascomycota; Leotiomycetes; Helotiales; Hyaloscyphaceae
Exons: 4
Coding region: 1-1056 (351 amino acids)
Source: RefSeq, a predicted model, not a curated record